Messenger RNA from Penicillium cataractarum, 3354 nucleotides. Its product is annotated as dDENN domain protein. The transcript is spliced from 4 exons. Lineage: Eukaryota; Fungi; Ascomycota; Eurotiomycetes; Eurotiales; Aspergillaceae. Gene Ontology annotation, biological process: regulation of Rab protein signal transduction. The coding region runs from base 1 to 3354 and encodes 1117 amino acids. Gene Ontology annotation, cellular component: cytoplasmic vesicle. The record is from RefSeq and is a predicted model, not a curated record.
AUGCCUUCAACUAGCUCCCCGGAGGGCGCUCCUCUGGCCGAUUACUUUUGGAUUGCGGGCGUGGACGGCACUGAGAUUCUGGAUACCUUCAAACGACUCGGCGAAGACUAUCGCAUCAAUGGCGCUGCCUCCCCGGGCCCCGCGCUCUCCGAUGCUAUCCAGGAAGACGCCGACGCUGAGGAGGAACACCUCCCGGAUGGUACCUCCCGGCCCAACUCGACUCUCUACGCUGGAAAUAGUACCCGGCGCAGCUCCAACCAGCGCCUGUCGACCCUUUCGCGCACCGAUUCCAACCAGCCCAAUGGUACCGGUAGCAACCGUAGCAGUGUCACGGUCAAAGGCGCCUCCUCCCCGAUGCGGGCUUCGGCAAUGUUCUCCGAGGACUUUGAUUUUGACCAGGCGUUGCUGAAGUUUACGUCGGAGAGAGAUACCUUUUUGACGGAUCUGAGCUUGAGUGCGGGUGCAAUUACCACGAACACGCGCCCGCGAUCUCGUGUUCGUACGCAAAAGAUUGUCUCGGAGGAUUCGCCGUCUCAGGGUGGCAAUCUACUACGAUCGGGCAUUGGAAGUGUGCGCCGGCAUAUGUCGUUUCGGGAUAUGAAUAGUAUGAAGAGGCAGCCGUCGACGAUUGCGCGACAAGCUUCCGUACGUACGUCUCGACGACUUAGCAACUACAAUUCCGUGAUUCCCGUACCGCAGCCCCUCGAAAUCUCCCCGACAAUGCACCCAUUGAAGCGCCGCUUCGAGCCCGUCCUGCUCGAUCGAUACCCCACGCGAGGCAUGGCCGACGAGAUGAAGCAGCGAGGCAACUUUCCGGACUACGUACCGAUGUUCGCCUUUCCCAAUGAUGUCAAUAUUGUUGCCUCGGAUCAACGGCCGCGGUCGACCUGGCACGGGUUUGCCAUGACAACGGACAAUGGCUCGAAGUUGCACGCAAUCUGUGUGAUUAUUUGGAUCCCGUUGAAUUCAAAGGCUGCGGAUGAGCUGGAGAAGCGAUGUGAGGAGUGGCGGAAGGAUAACAUGACGGACGAGGAGCGUGAGCUGGCAGCGAGUCUGGGCGAGCGGCUUGCAUCGGAGCGGGCCAAGCUGUCUAGGCUGCUGGCACAGCUGCCGAAUGUACCUUCCGGAUCAGACUCCCGUGAACAGCUCGAGGACGAGAUUAGCGCGGUCGAGGAGAAGAUUGGGCUUAUGACGGACUUGCUGCGCCCGGUGCGACAUGCGGCGUCUUCCAAGAUCGAGGGUUUGACUGAUGGUGACACGGGCUUUUGGAUUCCCCGCGCAUAUGGUAUUCUCGGUCGUGAGGCGAAUAUGACCAGCUUCUGGAAGGAGUGGCUGAAAGCGAUCGUUGUGCCGAUGACCGAGGGUGGUGUGCAACGUGUGCCAUCCAGUUCGCAACGAAUGGGGGUGUGGCAGCCGCUGGAGCGAUACGUCAUGAAUCUCUGUACGGAAGCAUUCUGUCCAGUCUCGUCCAAGACACAGGUCGAGCUUGCAAUCCGUGAAUUGCGGCUAUUUGCUCGCCAGGAAGCUUCUAACGAGCUUCCGGGUUCUCGCAAUACCGACCUGUAUGCCUUGUUCCGAACAUUAUCCGUCCCGAACAUUAUUAUUCUCUUCGAGUACGCUUUGACAGAGUCUCGAAUCAUCUUCUUGUCCUCCCACACCUCAAUGCUCUACCUCGCCACCAGGGCUCUGGUGGACCUGCUCUUCCCCAUUCAGUGGACUGGUGUUCUGAUCCCUGUUCUCCCCGCUCGUUUGGUCCAGGCGAUCGAGGCUCCUUGCCCGUAUAUUGUGGGUAUCGAGCGUCGAUAUGAAAAGGUGGAAUUGCCCACCGACGAUUUCGUUCUGGUCGAUCUGGAUAACGACAUGAUCGAGAGUACCCUUCGCCCAACUCCUCUCCCCCGUCAUCAACGUAGGAAGCUCCUCUCGCUCUUGCAGAUGGCUGCUCCUCACCACAGUCGCUGCGGGGUACCAACCGGUCCCCCAGCAUAUGCGAUCGAGACAUACCCAUGGGACACAUUCUUGUCAGAAAGCGCGGCCAUGUACACCGCAAAGGCCCCGCCAACCAACCUUGCCAAGUACGUGGGCCUCAAUUCCAGCACCUUCGGCUCAACUGCCGUGACUCCUGGAACGUACCAGCCCCCGAUCUUCAAUGCAUUCCUUCAUGCCCGUAACGAGCAGGCCUCCUCACGCGGGUAUUCCUCCAAGAGCUAUGACCGGCCAGGAACUAGCUCCACAGCCAGGGCCAGUGCGUCUCCCCCAUCGCCCAGAGAAAGCUCCCCUACCUCGGGUCACUUCCCUCCACCUCCACCGACUCCCUCCUCUCGGAAUGACUCUGGCAUGGCGUUGCAAGCGUCGCUGCGAGAGAAACGGUCUGGCCAUUUCGAUGCUGCAUCUCGGAGGAGCUCGUCCUUUGGAAUGACGCGGCGUCCGAGUGCGCCUUUCCUCGGACAUGCCUCUAAUCUGUCCGUCACCACGCUCAACACGGACUACGGGCCAGGCUCGACUUAUGCUCCGUCGGUGUACGCUCAAUCCACAAUUGCCGCAUCGACGAUUGUCCCACAGGCUGCUGUGCAGCCCAUUGACAAUGCUACGGGCACUGCCUGGGUUGAGGGCCACUAUUUCCAGACCCAACCAUGGGAUGAGAAACUAGUAUGUGCCAUCUGUGAUGACCGCGCAGAGGAAGGCAUGUACAAGUGCUCGCAGUGCAAGUUGACUGUCCACAACCGCUGUGCGUCCCAGGUCUGCCUCGUCUGCGAUGCUGCCUUCCACCCCGAUCAGAUCCGCGCGGCCUUUGUCAGGUGCUUCGCCAGCUUAUUCUAUACCUAUAAGAAGUUCCUGGUACCGGCUAGUGGGGAGAAGAAGAAAUCUGGAAUGUACUACACGUUCAAUAUGGAUGCUUUUAUGAAGAGCCUUCCACAUGAGCAUGCCGAGUACAUUGCCGUCCUGCAGCAAACGCAAGGAUUCAAUGAGUUCAUCAGUGAACGUGAAAGAACCAAUCCCAAGUCCAAGGACUCAAAGAUGGCCCUCUUCGACGAGAUCGUCCUCUCAAAACGCAACCGAGGCCGCAGCUCCAUCUUCUCCGGUCGAUCAACCACCGACUUCCUAUCCGACACGUCCAACCACUUGUGGCGGACAGCCAGUGCCACAUUCUUCGCGCCAAGCAGCCGUAGCCAACCAAAUCUCUCCGGUGAUUACAGCAGAGUUGUCCAAAGAGCCCCGGCCAAGCUUGACACGAGUCUCAUGAAAGAACCCCGCAUGAUCCAUGGAGCUCCGCGGGUCUCCAAGACGGCAAAUACUGCCCGUCGAAAGCCUUUGCCUAAACUUAUGAAUGGGUUGGCUAUAUCUCCUCCGAGUUAA